Molecule: messenger RNA, 285 nt
Organism: Desarmillaria tabescens
Lineage: Eukaryota; Fungi; Basidiomycota; Agaricomycetes; Agaricales; Physalacriaceae
Exons: 2
Coding region: 1-285 (94 amino acids)
Source: RefSeq, a predicted model, not a curated record
AUGACGCGGUCUCUCGACGACGAUAUCUCUCUGUUGAAUUCCCUGUUGUCUCAGGAUAACCUCGAUGAGUCGGAUGAGGCUAGUAUUGCAGAGCUCAUGCAACGUCUGGAAAGUGCCGAUGGGGUAGCCAAGGGCAUGGAGAGUAAGCUGGAUGAUUUAUUGGGGAAUUUGGAUACCCUUCUUGCUGUCCUCGAGAAGAAUGAGCCUGUGGAGAAGCAGGAAGAACCUCAACCUCAGAACAGUAUUCUGAACGAUUACCAACCUCCGCCAAUAGAUAUCAAUUAA